Bipolaris maydis ATCC 48331 is the source of this 808-nucleotide messenger RNA. NCBI's taxonomy places the organism in Eukaryota, Fungi, Ascomycota, Dothideomycetes, Pleosporales, Pleosporaceae. The record is from RefSeq and is a predicted model, not a curated record.
UUAAGAAACACGAGUUUGCGCUAUAUAACCCCAUCAACCAAAAACUACUCAACCCGCAGGGAGUCAGUCUGAGACAUUUACCGGUCAGACUGUAUUUGCCGCAUGCAGCGACGGAGGGUGUGCAGGAAGAGAGGGCGCCCGGGAGCUUGAGGAUUGUGCAAAGACUGAUCACACCGAGUCUGUCGUCUAGUAGGUGCACGUGGUUGCGGUGUGAAGGGCAAGUGAGGCUAACAGGGGAACAGGGCAACCACAGACCAUCGGCACAGCGCUGAAUCACGUGCUACCUGGGUUAUUUCCGAGCAGGCGAAGUCCACUGCUGGCACAAGCAGUCCUCCACGGGGCAGCACUACCGUUGGGGGCGAAUGUGGAGGAUUUGGUACGUGCCGCAGCGUACCUGGACGGGUGGUUGCACAUUGCAGUUGUUAUGAUGGCAUGAUAGAUAAUUGCUUUGUGCCUGGCGUGGGGUUGGAUACGGCCCGAGUCAUGGCGGAUGUGCGCUAUGGCGGUAUUGUUGAUAUCAGCAAUAUUGGUUUUGCAGGCGUCAGGCGUGGGCCCACACGAGUCGCAGUCAAGACGCCAAUGUUUGCCAAGAUGCGGGGGCAAGCAUACUUAGCAGAAGCUUAGUGAGGAUUGCAGGAACACACCAGUCCAGCCAACAUGACACCCACCCAACUGCGUCUGUUUCUGAGCAGCAGUCGGCGCUGCCGGCAUCGGGCACCGGACACCGGGCAUGUCCAGCGCCAGGCGAGGCGAGGCGAGGCGAGGCGUGUGGGAAAUGAGGGAUUAUCGGGGUGGUUGUAUUGUUCUG